Xenia sp. Carnegie-2017 is the source of this 611-nucleotide messenger RNA. RefSeq lists its product as uncharacterized. The coding region runs from base 16 to 531 and encodes 171 amino acids. Lineage: Eukaryota; Metazoa; Cnidaria; Anthozoa; Malacalcyonacea; Xeniidae. The transcript has 3 exons. The record is from RefSeq and is a predicted model, not a curated record.
UUGCACAAAUAUAAAAUGCUGUCUGCUAUUAAAAAGACAAAGCAAAAGAAUGUCAGCAGUAUGCUUGAAGAGCUGGAGGAUUGUCCAGUUGAAGAUGAGAAAGAGGUCAAGAACCGGUGUAUAAUGGCAUGUUUGCCUUAUGUGUUAGAUGACCAACACACCCAUCGAGAUAUGACCAAAAAGCUAUUUUGGGACAUUGUUGAUGGUAAAAGCUUGGGGGAAGUUCAAGAGAUCAUUAACAAAAGUUUGUCUCCUGGACUCCUAUCAACAGGAACAUUAAGAAACAUUCAUUCAAUAAUGUUGGUGGCUGAGGGGAUGAUUGUGGCAAAGCUGAAAACGGAAAAUAUUGUCAAGGCAGUUAUUAUUUUACUUAGUUCUUUUUAUACUUUUAAUGCUGAGUAUCCUAAAGGCGUUAAUGGACAUUGCAAAAAUGUAUUUAUUCUUUUAGAACAUUUGCUUUUAAAUUCAAAAUGCAAUUGUAAGGCUCAAUUGCCAACUUUUGUCGAUCAUUUUAUUUCUUCUAUGAAGUAGAAAACUUUUGUAGUGUUAAUUAAUGGCAUGUAGUAGAGAUUUUAAGUAUUCUGUGUUUGCAAAAAAUGUGCUAUUUAUAA